AUGUCGUCCAAAUCCCAAUUGACCUACGGCGCUCGCGCCCAGUCCCACCCCAAUCCCCUUGCGCGCAAGCUCUUCCAAGUCGCGGAAGAGAAGAAGAGCAACGUGACAGUCUCUGCGGACGUCACCACUACCCAAGAACUUCUGGAUCUCGCCGACCGCCUCGGUCCCUACAUCGCAGUGAUCAAAACCCACAUCGACAUCCUCCCCGACUUCAGCCAGGCGACAAUCGACGGGCUGAACGCCCUAGCCAAGAAACACAACUUCCUUAUCUUCGAAGACCGCAAAUUCAUCGACAUCGGCAACACAGUCCAAAAACAAUACCACAACGGCACCCUCCGCAUCUCCGAAUGGGCCCACAUAAUCAACUGCUCCGUGCUGCCCGGUGAGGGCAUCGUUGAGGCUCUGGCGCAAACCGCGCAGGCCUCCGACUUCCCCUACGGCUCCGAGCGCGGCCUCCUCAUCCUCGCCGAGAUGACCUCAAAGGGCUCCCUCGCGACAGGCGCCUACACCUCCGCCUCCGUCGACAUCGCCCGUCGCUACCCCAGUUUUGUCCUGGGCUUUGUCUCCACCCGCUCGCUGGGGGAGGUUGAGGCUACGGAGGCGCCUGCGGAAGGCGAGGACUUCGUCGUCUUCACUACUGGUGUCAAUCUCUCGUCCAAGGGUGAUAAGCUCGGUCAGCAGUAUCAGACACCGCAGUCAGCUGUGGGGCGCGGCGCGGACUUCAUUAUCUCGGGUCGUGGUAUCUAUGCCGCGGCGGAUCCGGUUGAGGCUGCCAAGCAGUACCAGCAGCAGGGGUGGGAGGCGUACUUGGCUCGCGUGGGCGCACAAUAG
Messenger RNA from Penicillium bovifimosum, 831 nucleotides. RefSeq names its product orotidine-5'-phosphate decarboxylase pyrG (gene pyrG). The transcript has 2 exons. Gene Ontology annotation, molecular function: orotidine-5'-phosphate decarboxylase activity. The record is from RefSeq and is a predicted model, not a curated record. Gene Ontology annotation, cellular component: cytosol. Bases 1 to 831 code for a protein of 276 amino acids. NCBI's taxonomy places the organism in Eukaryota, Fungi, Ascomycota, Eurotiomycetes, Eurotiales, Aspergillaceae. Gene Ontology annotation, biological process: 'de novo' UMP biosynthetic process; 'de novo' pyrimidine nucleobase biosynthetic process.